Messenger RNA from Apis florea (little honeybee), 10327 nucleotides. It is a transcript of the gene Kdm3, whose product is annotated as Lysine demethylase 3. The record is from RefSeq and is a predicted model, not a curated record. Gene Ontology annotation, cellular component: histone deacetylase complex; chromatin. Lineage: Eukaryota; Metazoa; Arthropoda; Insecta; Hymenoptera; Apidae. Gene Ontology annotation, molecular function: histone H3K9 demethylase activity; transcription coregulator activity; chromatin DNA binding. Gene Ontology annotation, biological process: regulation of transcription by RNA polymerase II.
GGGAGAGGGUAGGAGUCGCGGGAAGGAGCCGUGCCUCCCUGCCGUCCGCCCGCAGUGCGCGCUACGCGAUAUCACUGGCCGGUCAUGUGUGUGUCACUCUCACGUUCACACUGGUACCGUUCGGAGUGCUUGGUUACCGCGCUGCCACCGUUACCGUCAACCGAGCAGUGUGUGUCCAGUAUACACGGUGUGCGGCCGGAAGUUUAAAGUGCCUCUCGUUCCGUGUCCUGGACGUGGCGAGAGCAGGCGAAAUCCUGUCGGCGCGGGGGACAUCAUCGGAGAGACGACAACGACGACGGACGUGCAGGUGGAGCGGACUGAAAAAGGGAAAGAUCGGCUGCGUGGUGCGCGACGGAGGAAAAGGAAAAAAAAGAAACAAGGAAAGAAGAAGAAGGUGUCAACGAGCGAAGUGUGUAUGUACGGAACGAACGCCGAAAGUUUUCGGUGUACGGUCCAGUGUCCAGACGCACGUAUGUAGGAGCAAGGAGUGGCUGCUGCUGCUGGUGGCCGACCGUCCAAGGAAGAGAGAAGAAAGAGAGAAAGGAGAAGAGGAUCGUGCGCGCCUCAUGGCCCUGUUGUUUAUUGGCCCGUCGUGAUCACGAAGAGAAGAGAUCCGAGUGACUGUGCUCUAGUGUUUUGGUGAAAAAUAACGAAGUGGUGAUCGGUGCUCGGUUGUUCUUCUCUACGGUUCAGUGCUACGUGGGGUUUUCUUUUUUGGGGGAGAGGCACGCUCGCUGGAGGAUCGGAAUAGAGGAAAAGAGAACGGCACAGUUCGUGGGGGAGAGAGAAAGCGAGAUAGAGAGAAAGAGAGGGAGAGAGUGUGAGAGUGAGAGGGAAGAAUAGCAAGAUAGAAAUAGAGAUAGAGAUAGAAGAAGAGAGAGCGAGAGAGAGCGAGAGAGAGAGAGAGAGAAACAGAGUGAGAAGAAGAAGUAAACUUGUAGAGAAGAAGGAGAAAGGGUGAUUGGAAGACCCGGCUGGCGAUCCGAAUUCGCGGAUUCGACACGCCGCGGUUGCCGAUCCAUAAUAUGGCGUACAAGUUUCGCGAAGAGAUCGUGGGAAAGAGGUUUCUCUCGGUGAGUGGUUUCACCAAGCUAAAGGUGAAUAAGAUUAGUGAGUGGGGGUGGCGUGCAGGGGUAAUUCGUGCUGCCAGUCACAGGGAUAACAGCUGUCAUGAUCUUCAGAUCCUGGUAGAAUACGACGACGUGGAGUGGCAAAGGAGAGAAUGGCUAUCGCCGCACAGGGACGCGGUGUUCUCGUUCUUCUUGGUGGAAAAGGGGCUGUGCUGGGCCGAGCGACCCGAUCCGAGGCACGCCAGCCUCAUCGCCAUCGAUCACCACAAUCACGCGAAUAAUAACCACCACCAUCACCACCACCAUCACCACCACCAUCAUCCUCGCAUCAACGGGAAACUGUUGAGGGGCGCCACAGCUGUCGCGAACACGGUCGCUUGGCCGGCUCUCACGUUUUAUCCCCUGGUGGCGCGUGCAGAGUUACCGGAAGACGCGAUGCCCCUCGAAUUCAUGCAAGAUCGAAGGCUGGACUUCGUCGAUUACUCGAAGCUGAAGCCGUUUACCCAGGACUGGGAGCUGACGAAAGGCUCGGUGCCUUGGGCGAGCGCUGUCAGGCGGUGGGCAGAGAUGCAGGAUGGGCAAAGGAUCCUGCUGACCACGCCGAGCGUCCUGGUCGGCUUCAGGGUGGAAGUUUAUCGGGCCGAGGGCACCACGCAAUGGUACACCGCCGUCAUCGUCGGCUACAACGAGUCCACCAAGGACCUGACCGUCACCGACGACACAGUUCUCGAGGACCACAACGAGGACCCGAGCUUAGUACAAAUGCGGUUGAUCGGCGAUGGAGUCGUGGAGAGCAUCAUGAGAGGCGAGGUCGUCGGCAUGACACCGAGGAGGUCGAGGUCAUCGACUGCUCUGACGCACGCGCUUGUUGUGCCGAGACCCGGAAGGAGGCCCCGAGGACGUCCUGGAAACGCCGCACAGUUGCACACCGCGCCUAGGAUACAAAGCCCUAUUUCUCAGCAUCUCGAGAAAGAGAAGAACUCGGCGCGCAACAGUCGGCGAAGACGGGUGAGCGAGGGUGGUGGAAGCCGCGAGAAGGACGGCGAGAGCAAUCUAUCUACGCGGCAGCAGGAGGACAGGGAGAAUAAAGGCCCGCCGUCGGGCAGGCCGAGCAACCGUAUACCACGGACCGUGUUGGAGGAGGCGAACAGCGCGGCGUCGAGCAGCACCACCAACGCCUCGAAACUCCGGAAACGUGGUACCGUGGUGAAGAGCCCGGUCGAGAAUCAAAGACCUGUACGACGAAGGCCGAGGCCGGCAGGAGGUUGCCAGGAGGCGAAGACAGAGGGGGAGGAUACACCCGCCGUCGAGAGCAACGUAAAAUCGUGCGAGAAGGAGGAGGAGGAGCGGUUGGGCGGCAGAUCCGAGGAGGAGAAUCGGGGUGGCGACGGUGAGGAGGAGGAGGGCGAGGAGGACGAGGAGGAGGAUCGGGGGGAGCGUUGCUGCGAUCCCCUGACUAAGAGGCUCAGGACAAGCCCCGUCGGUGCUGCUGGCAGAAAGCUUAGGUCCGAGCGGAAAGGUGGAAGGGGUUGUUGCGGCGGGUCCGAUCUCGAGGAAACGGAAGAGGAGGGGAGGAGGGGGGAGGAGGAGGAGGAGGAGGAGGAGCGAGGAGGAGGAGAGGAGGAGGUCGAGAGGAAGAAGCUCGAGGAGAACGAGGAGAGCGCCCAGUCGAGGGAGAGGGACAGGGAACCGGAGCCACCACCUCCGAACAAAGUAGAUCCCGGAGGCGAUCGCACGACGCUCAACAGGGUUGAGGAGAAGGAAGAGGAGCAGCAGGAGCAACAGCAGCAACAAGAGAAGCGGCAGAACCAGCAGCAGCAGCAGGUGUUGGUGAAUGGAUCGUUGCUCGCUGACACAUCGUCGUCGUCGUCGUCGUCGGUGGUCGUCGCCGAGAGCAACGUCGAGGGAGGCAGCAGCAGCAGCAGCAGCAGCCCCGUCACCACCGCCUCGUCGCUCCUCGAUGCCGGCGCUGGUGCCGCGUUGAGAUCGGCGGGCGAGCCGAGGGUAGGCGGCGAAGGGGGGGAGGGGGGGAGGGGGGAGGGGGGAGGACGGACGGGGGCGAGGGGGAGGCGGGAGGGGAGCGGAGGGGACAGGAUCGCCGGGGGGGAGCGCGGGGGGGAGGGGGAGGGGGAGGGGGAGGGAGGGAAGGAGCGAGACUCGCGAAGGACUACCGAGGUGGUGACUACCGAGCUAGGCACGGAGGAUAGCGUGGGCAGCGCGAGCGGCGCGAGGGCGGCGAGCGUGGAAUCGGUGGUCGAGCUGCUUGAGUCGAGCAGUCAGGACUCAGGCUCCGUGCUGGAGAGGCUGAGUCCGCUUAGUGGCAGCGGCGGCGGCGGCUCUGGCAGGCAGAGCCUGCUCCUGGAGCAGCAACGGGAGCAGGAACGGAAUCGGCACAACGAGAGCCCUGUCAUUCUAGCCGAGAGACUGAACAAGCCGCCACCGCCGGUACCUGGUCACCACCAUCACCAUCAACAACACCUUCAACAAUACCACCAUCAGCAGCAUCAUCACGCGCCCCCCCAACAACAACAACAACAACAACAACAACACCACCACCAACAACAACAACAACAGCAACGUUACUCCACCGCUAGCCCCGUGAUACACCAUCAUUCUCAGCAGCAACAGUUGCACCAGCAUCAGGUAGCGAACAGCGGCGGCCACCAUCAGUCGCAACAGUCGCAGCAGCAUCAUCACCAGCUGACCCCUUCGAGCCUCCUCGAGGUGCAACAGCAGUCACACGCAUCUAGGGGCGGCGAUGACGCCGGCCUCAUGGAAGUGGAGGCCGGGGCCGGUAUACCUGGAAGCGGUGUGCUCACCGGUGUGCCAGCGGCGGUCGGUAUCCGGGCGGUGGGAGGUGUGGCCGGCGGCGGGGGCGCUUAUGGGGACAGCGGGUCGGACAGCGGGGUGAGCUCGUUGAGGAGCGCCGGGUCCGGCGACGAGAGAAGCGGGAGCAGGAGUUCCGCGCUGAGCGUCGACGAGGCGACCAACAACUCGUCGUCGACGCCCGCCGCGGCCACCACGCCGGCAAGGGUCUGGCACGUGCAGAGCGUUCAGCACACCUCGCUGCUCAUGGCCCAUCCUCAGCCGCCCCCCACAGCCGGCCCGAGUUCCGCGGCGGCCGCGGCCACCGCUCCGCCGGUCGGCUACCAGAGCCCGGCACCGCCACCCGGCCACCAUCAUCCCGCCGUCGCGUCCGAAAUGCUGUGGAGGUCGCAGAGGUACCCGCCGUUGCCCCACUCGUUGCUCGGACCCGCCCAGCCCACCACCGAGGAGAUCGUCGAGAGGGAGAGGAUACUUCGGGAGCGGCGAGAAGCGGAAGCUCGGCUGGAGAAGCGUGAACGAGAAAGAGAGGCCAAGAUGGAAAGGGAGAGGCUCGAGAAGCAAAGGGCCGCCGAGCAGGCAGUUCACAAACACUUCGAGGAGUCCCUAAGGCUGGCGCAACAAAAGGUGUGCUAUGCUCCGCAGAGAAACAUGCAGUCGACCUCGAUGGCGUGGAACUCGUUCCUCCCGCUGCCGCCGCCAGGAAGCAGAACGCACGCGGCGCCGCAUUCCGGGAUGACGGCGCAUGUGGGCCACCAUCAUCCGGGGACAGGUGCGGCGGUCACGCAUCCGGUCACCGUCGCGCAGCAGCAGCAACGGGAGCGGGAGGAGCGGGAGAGGGAGGCGAGGGAGCGGGACGCGAGGGAGCAACGGCAACGGGAGACGGAGAAUCUCGGGAUGAGGGAGCACCACCUGGUCGCGGCCGAGAGGUUGCACAGGCAGGCCGAGGCCAGGGAUCACGUCGCCGCUCAACAAAGGGCCGCCUAUUACGCGGCCACUGCGCCUCCGGCUCAACAGGUGUCUCGACCCUCGAGCGUGCCCGGCAAAGUCGAUUACCCACCGCCGCCAGCGCACUCGAGAACCUCCAAGUCCUCGCUUCCCGUCACCAGCCUCCACGAGAAACCACCGCCGGUGGUCGGCCCCUCGCACAGCUCCCUGCCCAAGGUGGAGCCGAACGUUGGCCUGUUCAGUUACUCGACGUAUCAGCCGCAGUCGUCGUACAUGCACGACAUCAAGGUGAAGAGCGCCGAGGUGGUGGGACAACCGCACAAGUCGUUGCCGAGCAAGAGCGGGCUGGCCGGGGGCCUCGAGAGGGAUCACCACGGGCGGGAAGUUCUGCAGAAUCCUCCGUCCCUGUUGCCCGAUCACAAGAGCUCGGUGAUAGUGAAGAACGAGGGUAGGGAGUUGCCGAAGGUGGCCGCGACUCAGCAACACUCGUCGAGCCCGAAGAUCAUGCCGUAUCUGAACGUGCAGUCCGUGCCACCGCAACACAAACCGUACGAGUACAGGAGCCCGACGCAGAGCCCCCACCACCUGCACCACCUGGACGGUCUGCAGACAGCGAAGAGCAUACCUCAAAGUCAUCACAGAAGCAGUAGCAGCGGGUCCACGACCACCACCCAGUUACCCAGCCCCCACGGGCAUCCACCGCACUCGCACAAUCGGCAGUCGCCCCACGCCCAGCAUCCCCAUCAGCCGCCGCACCCGUCGCCGCCCGAGCCCCGUUAUCUGACCAGGCCCGAGCCUGGCCUGCCCUACGCUACUGCCAAGUCCUCGUAUCCGUACCCGCAUCCGCAUCCGCCCACGGCAUCGCCGACCUCGCAUUACGCCACGCCGGCCGGCUCGAAGCCGAAAGUCAGCAGCCCGGCGCCGCCACACAUCUACGGGAAACCGAAUUCCGGGAUCAUGACCGGGACCCCGGUGUGCAGGGCCUCCGAGCCGGCGGUCGCCGCCCCGAUACCUCUCACCUCGAAGGCCGGUAGCUCGCCUUACCAGCAAGUGCCUCAUCACCACGGGGCCCCGCCUCCACCCCUGCCACCGCCCGCGCACAGCAGGUCCAUCUACGACUCGAGGGGAUACACGAGCUCGAUGCCGGCCGCCAAACUGCCGCCGCCCCCCCUCCACGGCUCCCCGCCGACCGCUGCUUCGGCGCCGCUCUCCAGGCCCAUCGCGCAUCCCGCCCAUCACACGAGCCCCCACCAACAGCCCGGGGGCCAGACGGUGCAGCACGCGCAGCCGCAGUUGAACGCCUCCUUCCAGACGCAACCGCUCGAUCUCGGGAUCGAGAGAUCGGGCUCGCCCAAGAGGAAAGCGCCGACCCCCUCGUUGACCGAGAAUUCCGGCCAACCGGUCUCCCUGGAGGUGUGCAAGAAACGGAGGACCGAGGAACCGCAGCCGUUGUCCCUUCAAUGCGUAGGCCCGCCUGUGCUGUCGAGAGCGAGCGAGCCGAGCCCGUUGAUCGCCUCGGCCGCCACCUCGAUCACGACCGUGGUCAACACGACGGUGGCGCUGUUGGCCCAGUCCAACAGCCAAACGACGGGGCAACAGGAGCGCACCGUGGCGGCGGUCAGCCCAACUCCUCGAACGGCGAGCGGGGAUGGAUCCGUGAGACCGGCCAGCGCGGGGAGCGUCAGCUCCUUGAAUCCAACGGUCAGCGCGGCGCCUAGCCCCGCGCCCAUACCCAGCCCAGCGCCCUCUACGGCGCCGAGUCCGGCGCCCAGCGCGCCUGGCACGCCUGCCAAAGCCAACCCAAGCGGCGGCACGGUCGACAGCGAGAAAUCGAACAGCCCUGCCCCGAGGCCGCCGAGCAGCACCAGUUACCCGGUUCACAAGUUGAAGAAGGCCUGGCUGCAAAGGCAUUCCGGCGAGGACGGGACCGAGGACACGACCGGGGUUGUGGGCAGCGGAUCGUGCGUCACCUUGCCCAUGAAUAUCUCCCAAGCGCCCUCGCAGCCGUUGAACAGCAAAGAGCGCGACACCUCGAACGUUUCCGGCAACACGACCACCACCUGUUUGCCCAGCGCCGUCAAUUCCAUACACAAUAUCGGCAGCAUGGCGGUGAACAGUAUAAACAAGAGCAAAGUUACCGCGAAAAGCAGCCGUAAAUCGGCGAACAAAGAAUCGUUAAACGGGCACGCGACGGACACGAAAACGUUACAAGAAGAUUCUUCUAGCAGCGACCCGGAACGGAAGUCGCCGCCCAAAAGGAAGCCACCCAAGGUAAAACGAAAGAAGGGCGCAGCACGGAGGCAGCAAACGACCGCGGAAGAUCAGCGGAGGCGAAAAGAAGAUAAACAAGGCGGAGGAGCUGGUGUAGGCAGUGAAUCUAGUAACGAGAGCGAAGCUGGUUCUGCCAGUGAUACAAGUGAACAGUUGGGUUCCAUUCAACCUACAUCGAGGGUGCGACAUACCACGGCCAAUUCCAACAAUUCCUCGGGAAACGGAAAUAAUAAGGAACCCAGGAAACGAGGUAGAAGACCAAAGACUACGAAAGGUAAUGAACUAGGUGGAGAAGAUCAGCAACCUCGUCAAAAGAAAGAACGUAGAGACGAUAGUGCGAGCGGUGGUAACAGUGGGCCAGGUGGAAGUGGUGGUAGAGGUGAUCCCUUUCGUAGACCACCGAUAUCGCAAUUGAAAAAAACUGGUGAUAGUUGGCUGCAAGACGGCGCUUGUUUCGAAGUAGCUCCAAAAUUGGCUAAAUGUCGUGAGUGCAGAUGGACACCGCACCAGCGCUCCAAAAAUCUUCCUCAAAAUAUUUUCUGCAGAUUUUAUGCAUUCCGUAGAUUACGGUACACGAAAAACGGACAAUUGGCGAUAGCAGGAUUUAGCGAUCCUCACAAAGAUGCAUCUGAGGUAGAUCUUCGAUUAUGGUUACCAGGAAAAGAAAGUUCGGAUAGCAAGAAAGACGAAAAGCCUGACAAGAACGACAAAGAGAAAGGAGACAAAGAAGAUCUAGAUUUGGAAAUGGCUCACAGAUUACUUCGUCAAGUUGGAGAUCAGUUUUGUGAUCUUUUGCAUCAAGAAAAGGAUGCUCUUCAACAACACAUGGCAGAAGCAAGUUCGGGACUUGUAGACGGAACAGUCGCUUGGAAGAGAGUGGUCCAAGGUGUCCGGGAGAUGUGCGACGUCUGUGAAACGACCUUGUUUAAUUACCACUGGGCUUGCGGAAAAUGUGGCUUCGUCGUGUGCAUCGAUUGUUACAAAGGACGCAAGAAUGGAACGAUCAAGAUAUGGGGAGAAAGCGGAAAGGAUAGAGACGAUUUUUCAUGGCUUUUAUGUACAAAUAGACAAGUGCACGAACCUGAGCGACUUAUGCUUACACAAAUUAUUGCUGGCGACAGCCUGAUACGUCUUGGUCAACGAUUGCACGAAUGCCGUGCUGAAUGGGGAAUACCCCAACAUUGUGGUUGUUCGCUGGUCGUUCAAACUCCUGCCAAUGAAUAUUUGCGAAACAUGAUAAAAGGCGAUUCGGUGCCGGUUUUGAACGGUAACGUUAAGCAGGAAAUUAAAGAAGAAAAGAAAGUAAACGAGUCGAAUGGAUCAUCGGAGAAUAAAACGAAUGGAGAAGAUAAAAAUUCGCCGUUGAACUGGCUGGCAGAUGUAGCUUUACAGAAUCAAGAUAAAAACGAAAGUGCUUCUAGUUCAGAUUCCGAUGAAGAUCGGGAUGGUAAUUAUUCGACAUUGAGAGAAUUGCUUAUCCGACCGUCCCACAAAUCAAAUGGUAGUGGUUCCAGAUCAAAUUCACCGACCAAUAAUUCCGGUAAUGUUAACGUUACCUCCGGAAACAAUGCCCAAAACAACGUCACAAAGUCUGGGAAAAAGUCGAAAAUGGACACAUUGGACGAAGUCAUAUCCAGCGUCAUAGAGCACAGUGUGAAGAAGGAGAGAGAGGAUGAGCUGGACGAUGAGAAACCGAGAGAGCUUAAGCAUUUCGUCAGAAGAUACAAAUGGACACAGAAGGGAAGAGAACCAUUGCCCAUCCGGAUCAUGACGCUCACGGAAAGCAAGAGUCUUUACCCGGAUGUACCACAUUCUUGGCUCUGUGAUGGAAAAUUGCUCAGGUUAAACGAUCCGAACAAUCCAAACAAUUACAGAAUAUUUCAAGAUCAAUGGAAACGUGGGCAACCGGUCAUCGUGUCAGAUGUUGCAAAGUUGUUAGACAUGAGUCUCUGGCAUCCAGACUCGUUCGCCAGAGACUUUGGCGACGAGAAGAACGAUUUGAUAAAUUGCAUGACCGGAAAUUUGGUGCCGAAUCAACCGAUGCGUAAAUUCUGGGAAGGAUUUGAACAUUUCUCGAAGAGGUUAAAGGACGAGAGAGGAAAUCCGAUGUUGUUAAAAUUAAAGGACUGGCCUCCUGGUGAAGAUUUUGCGGAACUGUUGCCAUCGAGAUUCGCGGAUUUGAUGAAAGUUCUGCCGUUGUCGGAGUACACCCAUCGAAACGGAAGACUGAAUUUGGCCAGUCGUUUACCCGACUGUUUCGUGAGACCAGAUUUAGGGCCCAAAAUGUACAAUGCUUAUGGAUCGGCUCUUCAUCCAAACAAAGGCACCACUAAUCUACAUCUAGAUAUUUCUGAUGCAGUUAAUGUCAUGGUUUACGUGGGUAUCCCAAAAGAUGCCGAUAACGACGAACACGUCAAAGAAGCAUUACGAGCAAUAGAUGAAGCCGGCUGUGAUAUCUUGACACGCCGACGUGUUCGCGAACGGGGAGAAGCACCGGGUGCGUUGUGGCACAUUUAUGCAGCUCGAGAUGCUGAUAAAAUCAGAGAUCUGUUGAACGCUGUUGCUUUGGAACGUGGAGCUCGUUUGGAACCUCAUCACGAUCCAAUCCAUGAUCAAAGUUGUUAUCUCGAUGGACCUUUGCGAGAACGGUUGUACCGCGAAUACGGCGUCGAAGGAUAUGCUAUUGUACAGUGCCUAGGCGAUGCAGUAUUCGUGCCAGCUGGUGCGCCACAUCAAGUCCGUAAUCUUCACAAUUGUAUAAAGGUAGCCGAAGAUUUCGUAUCUCCAGAAAAUGUGUCGCAUUGCUUCCAUCUAACGCAAGAGUUCCGUGCAUUAUCCGACACGCACACGAAUCACGAAGACAAAUUGCAGAUCAAGAAUAUAAUUUAUCAUGCCGUGAAAGAUUCUUUGGCCGUAUUGAGCAACGUGAAGGAAGAAACUCUUAACAAGUUGAAGUCGAAUAACGAGAUAAAAAAGGAGGAGACGUAGCCCUAGGCCCCCUAUCGCGGUCGCAAGAACCGUUGAUCUUUCUUUGACUAAAGUCUCGCUAUAUCAGUGAGUGCCCAAUCUGUUACCUGGUCGUAUAUCGCUUUCCCGAGUACCAUAUGUCGGGAUCGAUUCGAAACGACAGGAUGGAUUUAAUCUUAAGAUGCUCCGGAACCUGUAUCGAGGUGCAAGAAUUUGUUGUGAUAUUUGACGAGUAACUCGAAACGUUU